Prunus armeniaca (apricot) is the source of this 1596-nucleotide messenger RNA. Lineage: Eukaryota; Viridiplantae; Streptophyta; Magnoliopsida; Rosales; Rosaceae. The record is from the annotation of a GenBank genome assembly.
AUGGCUUGCCCAAAUACAUCAACAUCAAUAGUGCCUUCAGAACACUCAGAGCAAAGAGGAGCACAUAUAUCAGAUUCAAAUACAAACAUGCUUCAAGCUCCAACAAACCAACCCAGCCGAAGCUUCUCUGAUGGUCCUGUGGCUAUCCUUUGGGAUAUUGAGAACUGCCCUGUUCCUAGUGAUGUCCGUCCUGAAGAUGUAGCUGGUAAUAUCAGAAUGGCUUUGCAGGUGCAUCCUGUAAUUAAAGGAGCGGUUAUGACGUUUUCUGCUUAUGGGGACUUUAAUGCCUUCCCCCGGCGACUCCGCGAGGGAUGCCAGAGAACUGGUGUUAAACUAAUUGAUGUUCCAAAUGGAAGAAAGGAUGCUGCUGACAAGGCUAUCUUAGUUGAUAUGUUCCUGUUUGCCCUUGACAAUCCUCCACCUUCUUCCAUCAUGCUGAUCUCCGGGGAUGUUGAUUUUGCUCCAGCUCUUCAUAUACUCGGGCAACGUGGAUAUGUUGUGAUCCUAGUAAUCCCUUCUGGAGUUGGUGUUUCAUCUGCUCUCAGCAAUGCUGGUAAGUUUGUGUGGGACUGGCCUAGUGUGGCACGUGGAGAAGGCUUUGUGCCUGCUACUAAGGUUUUAAUGCAUCCUCGUGGGGGUCACUCUGAUAUUUCUGGGUAUUUCAUGGGUUGCCACAUCAAUGAUAAUGUAGAUAUCCAAAAUGAAGAAGAAGCUAUCUUAUAUAGGGGAGUAUCACAAAGCUAUUACAACUCAAGAGAUUUUUCAAUAGUCUCACAAUCAGUAUCUGAAUUCAACAGUAGUUCCUUAAUGAUGCCUUGCUGUCCCACUGCUUCAAGGUCACACAGUCUCCCGUCUGGUCUCAAUGAAGUUUCUGCUGGACCUAUAAUUUCUGGUGAUCAAAAUGAAUCUACUUGGUGGGUUCAGCCAGGGGACCUAAAUGGUCUGAAGGGACAGCUUGUAAAAUUGCUUGAACUUUCAGGAGGUUGCUUGCCUCUUAUCAGAGUUCCUUCUGAGUAUCAGAAAGUUUUCGGAAGGCCUCUUUAUGUAUCAGAGUAUGGUGCGUUCAAGCUCGUAAAUCUGUUCAAGAAGCUGGGUGACACAAUGUCUGUAGAGGGAAAAGGGAACAAGAGAUUUGUCUACCUCCGAAACUGGAAAACAGGCCCAAGUGCACCAUCUUUGGUUUUGUCAAAGAAGGAUAAUAAGAAAGGGAAGGGGACUCAAGAAGAGUGCAUGGAUAUUACCACAGGCAAUGGCUCAUCAGAUGAGUUCUCAGAGGAGGAAAGAGUUGUUGUAGAAGAACAUGAUGAGAGGAGCCAAGGGAAGACCAAUGUGGGAACAGCAGGUAAAUGUGAAAUUGAUGACCGCAGUCUUGAGAAUUUCAAAUAUGAGUUGCAAGAGAUUCUUGUCAGCUACUCUUGUCGGAUUUUCUUGGGCUGCUUUGAGGCGAUCUACCAGCAAAGGUACAAAAAACCUCUGGACUAUCGGAAGUUCAGCGUUAAUCAGCUAGAGGAACUGUUUGAGAAGGUGACAGAUGUGGUGGUGUUGCUUGAAGAGCCAGUUAGCAAGAGGAAGUUCCUGGCUGCAAGUGGUGGCUAA